UAGUCAUAGCCGAAACUUUGCCGUGUCCACAUACUAUUUAUUCGCCGCGCGUUUCACGUUCCGCGAUUGUCGCAAAAACCAGCCCCAAUAUAAUUAUAAAUAAUAAAUGAAGUGAAGUGUCUGCAAAAUGUUUAGCUAUUUGCCGGUAGUGUGGCUACUUUGGGCCCUUUUGACGGUGCCAGUGCACCGGGUAUUGGGUCAGAUAAUACCGCUGCCCACUUUUUGCGAGGGCCACAGCCCGGAGUGCACCUGUACCGCGGAGGCGAAUGUGGUGCGUUUCCAUUGCCCGGAUGAGUAUGCCAUGCUGCUGGAGGUCUCCGAACCGGGGGCAUCGCUAUACCUGAGCUACUAUGCCUCAGGCGAGUUGCAGUGGCUGCCGCGUUUUAACAUAAGUGAGGUUGUUAAGAUCGAGUUCGAUGCCUAUAGCUUCUGGCCGGAGACAUUCCUGGCCGAUCUGUUUAAGACCCUGGGAGUGAAGAAUGUUAAAUCAGUGAUAUUUAGGGAUCGCACAGCAGAGACUGUGGUCAAGCGAGAUGUCCUCAAUUCAAGCGAUGGAUAUCAGGAGACAACGGUGGCCGGAAAUAUAACCAGCUGGCAUUUCGGAGCCGUUCCUGGCCUGAAAAAGUUCAAAUUUUUCAGCGCUGUGGAGGAAAUACAGGAGUCCAUUUUCCACGAAAUCGAUAGUCUCAAGGAACUGCGGCUCAAUGUGGCAGUGAAACAGCUGCCGGGCAAUCUACUGUCCACGGUCAAGGGAACUUUGGAAGCCUUGACCAUGGAAAGUCCCGCCAUGAUCGCUUUCAAAGAUCCCCUGCUUCGAGAACUGCAGCAGUUGCGUAACCUGAGUAUUUUACUAACUGGUCCGCAACGUGGACGGGACCAACUGCAGCCGCAUUUCUUUGGAUCCAUGAAGAACCUGGUGGAGGUGCGUUUAACCCAGGCCACGGGUCGUGUGAACCGGAAAAUGUUCAAGGGCACCGAGCAGUUGCAGCUCAUCAAGAUGAAUGGCAACGACGAUCUGACGGAGCUGCCCGGCGAAAUAUUCCUGGAUCAGGUUAAUUUAGUCACCCUGGAUCUAUCCUGCAAUGCGAUCAACAAACUGCACAGUGACGUCUUCAAAGGCCUGCGCAAUCUAACCCUUCUUGAUCUAACCAGAAAUAGACUGACUGACUUAUCAAGCACCAUCUUCGCGCCGCUGUCCUCCCUAAAUGUGCUACGCCUGAACAAGAACUCCCUGACCGCCAUGUCGCCCAGUGUGUUCCGCGAGGUGGUCAGUCUGAACUACAUCGAGAUGGUGAACACGCAGUUCUACGGGGCCACCCUGCUGAUGAGCUACGAGGCGGUGGUGUGCACCAAUGAGGAGACCUGCCAGUACAAGUCGGCGGAUUGGCAGUGUGAUCCGCGUUGCAUUUGCUGGGUGCAGCAGCACAUUCGAGCCCUGAUUGUGGACUGUCGUGGCACGAAUUUGGGGCAACUCCCGGAUUUGCCACACACCACACUGGUGAGCACGGAGCUCAAGGUGGGAAACAAUAGCCUCACGCGUCUGCCCACCAUCGACGAGCAUCGUGGUUAUGCCAAUGUGAGCGGUCUCUUCCUGGCGGACAACAAUCUCACCAGUCUGGGAUCCGGUGACCAGUUGCCGGUCAACUUGACCCGCCUGGAUGUGCGCAACAAUCAGAUACAGUCGAUCAGCGAGGAGUUCUUGGAGUUCAUGCAGUUGGCGAAUAACACCAUGACGCUUUCGCUGUCGGGCAAUCCCAUAUCCUGCGAUUGUGCCGCCCUGCCACUCCUCUUUUUUGUGCGCACAAACCCGCAAAGGGUGCAUGACAUAGGGAGUGUGAUGUGUGCCAGGCAGAAGAAGGCCCUGCAGCAGAUGGAGGCCUUCGAGCUGUGCCCCUCGUAUGUCCUGCUCAUUAGCUGCGUGGUUGGUGGCCUCGUGGUCGUGGGCUGCCUGAUCACCGUCUUCUACCUGAUGUUCCGGCAGGAGCUGAAGAUCUGGCUGUACAACAACAACCUCUGCCUGUGGUGGGUGUCCGAGGAGGAGCUGGACAAGGACAAGACCUACGACGCCUUCAUCUCGUACUCGCACAAGGACGAGGAACUGAUAGGCAAGCUGCUUCCCAAGCUGGAGAGUGGUCCGCAUCCGUUCCGGAUUUGCCUGCACGAUCGCGACUGGUUGGUGGGCGAUUGCAUUCCGGAGCAGAUUGUGCGCACCGUGGACGACUCAAAGCGGGUGAUCAUUGUGCUGUCGCAGCACUUCAUCGACUCGGUGUGGGCGCGCAUGGAGUUCCGGAUCGCCUACCAGGCCACUUUGCAGGACAGGCGCAAGAGGAUCAUCAUCAUUCUGUACCGCGAACUGGAGCACAUGAAUGGCAUCGAUAGCGAAUUGCGGGCAUACCUCAAGCUGAACACCUACCUUAAGUGGGGCGAUCCGCUCUUCUGGAGCAAGUUGUGCUACGCCAUGCCACACAAUCGAAGGGUUCUGAAGGGCCAAAAGAAGCAUGCUGGUCCCCUCAUCUAAGUUUAAAAAUCUAGGUAACCGGAAGUAUACUCAAUCGCAUUCAAUUCUUCAGAAAAAGUCUUUAAAAAUUUAGAAGUUAACUCUUUUAACUUCUAAACUUUUCAGAUUAACGCGAAUACUUACUUAGAGUUCAAUAAAUA
Drosophila gunungcola (fruit fly) is the source of this 2658-nucleotide messenger RNA. RefSeq names its product protein toll. Gene Ontology annotation, cellular component: membrane. Gene Ontology annotation, biological process: innate immune response; toll-like receptor signaling pathway. Gene Ontology annotation, molecular function: transmembrane signaling receptor activity; protein binding. The record is from RefSeq and is a predicted model, not a curated record. Lineage: Eukaryota; Metazoa; Arthropoda; Insecta; Diptera; Drosophilidae.